Egretta garzetta (little egret) is the source of this 3538-nucleotide messenger RNA. It is a transcript of the gene PGPEP1, whose product is annotated as pyroglutamyl-peptidase I. NCBI's taxonomy places the organism in Eukaryota, Metazoa, Chordata, Aves, Pelecaniformes, Ardeidae. The transcript is spliced from 4 exons. Gene Ontology annotation, biological process: proteolysis. Bases 108 to 506 code for a protein of 132 amino acids. The record is from RefSeq and is a predicted model, not a curated record.
UGCACAUCUACGAAGUCCCAGUGGAAUACCAGGCGGUGCAAAGGCUCAUUCCUGCAUUAUGGAAAAAGCACAAUCCACAAUUGUUGGUUCACGUAGGUGUUUCGGGUAUGGCCACAACUGUAACUCUGGAGCAGUGUGGCCAUAACGCCGGUUAUCAAGGCUUAGACAACUGCGAUUUCUGCCCAGACUCUCAGUGUUGCGUAGAAGGUGGCCCAGAUUUCAUCGAUUCUGUUAUUGACAUGGAUGCGGUUUGCAAGAGAGUCUCAGCACUGGGGCUGGAUGUCAUGGUCACUACAUCUAUCGAUGCCGGCAGGUACCUCUGCGACUUCACUUACUACGCUUCCUUACACCAGAGCCGCGGGAGGUCAGCUUUUAUUCAUGUGCCUCCGCUGGGAAGACCAUAUACCGCAGAACAGCUGGGUCGGGCACUACAGGCUAUCAUAGAAGAAAUGCUUGAUGUUUUGGAGCAUUCUGAAGACAAAAUCAAUUGUCAGCAUGAACACUGAAAGUGGGCAGAAGUUAUCCUAGUAUUGCACUUCCAAAAUUAUCCCUGCUACGGAAGUACUGGGGAAAACGGUCUGAAACAUACGGACCCAGAAUUGGAGACUUCAAAAAAGGAAAAUUCCACUUCUAGAAAUUGACUUCUUUUUUUUUUUUUCUUCUGUCAAAUGUGUGCAUUUCAGCCUAGGCAACAAAGGAUUCAAAGUCUCUUCUUGAAAACACCUGCAACUACUCAUUUCUGAAGUGUGUGUGCUGUGCUUUAUCCAGAUCUUACCUGUCGGCCAAGUGGCAGCUACUGACCAGUCUGAUACGGUGCAGAUGGAAAGAUUCUCAUCUGGGCUUGGCGUUCAGAUCACCAAUACAUAGAAUUUGCUAAUUUGCACUGACUGGGAGACCUGUUGCCAACCACAAAAAAAAUGUUGUGCUAGUGAGUAAGUGUAGGAAGUUCAGGUUUAGUGUUAAUUACCGUGCCUGCAAUUUAACAAAUUUUAAAAGCUGGUAGAGGUUUAGAAUCCUGUGACUGCAAAAUUGUCUCUGGGGAUGCACUUCACGAGAAACGGGGGUGAGAAUGUUUUGUGUGGAAGAGAGAAAUAGGGAGGUUCCACUGUGUUGGGUCUGAUGUCAUUUUAUCUGCUUGCCAACAGCUCAGAGUAGGAACGUGCUGGUGAAGUUUGGUGAUGACAAUUUAAUUGUUUCAGUUAUUAAAUGCUGCGGAGGAUUUUGAGGAACUCCAGAUACUCGUAAACUCCUUCAUAAUUUGGCAACGCUGAUUUGGGAGGUACUUCCUUUGAAUUAAACAUGGUAAUCAACUCUGUAAAACACAGCAGAAAGAAACUAUGAGCUUGGAAGUUUCUUUACCUUAAAGACUCCUUAUGGGACCCUUCCAACUUGAGAUAUUCUAUGAUUCUAUUGUCUGGUUGAAGGUAAACACCCAUUGUACAGCAGCUCUUUGUCUUUUGGGGGCAGCUUUUGGAAAGGAUAUCAAAAAUCUGUAAGACCAUAUAGAGCAGUUCACGCUUAUCUGGAGUAUUCCCCAACCCGAUUGCUUCCUCCUAAAUGCGGUAGUAGUGGGAAAGGAUGAAAAGGUCAUGAAGAUGGUUAGAGGUGUUGAGUGUGGUUGUGACAUGAGACUGCAGCCAAGAACUGCUGAGCUUCCAGAGUCCUUCCAGGAAGGACAUGACCGAGGGUGUUCAAAAGUUUAAGACUUCAUGAAAACUGACCGGUUGCUCUGCUUUCACCCCAACGAGGAAGGAAAUUCAAAGGCGAGGUGUCUGGUGUAAAUCUGAGAUUAAAUGCUUCCUGGCUGACUCCUUGUAGAAAUUGAGAAGGUGUUCGCAUGCAGCACCGUGUUGUAAAGCGUAGCUUGAUGCAUCGGGUCCUGCCUGCUGCCUGCAGCAGGAAAACAGACUCAUCAAACCAGGGCUGUGAUCUAACACAUCAAAUUAUUUUUAUCUCCAUGGGGUUUGUACUACACGUACUGUGGUAAGUCGGGUAGGAAACUAUUUGUGUUUACUUACCUAGAGAGUCACACUUAGAUGUAGCAUUCAGACUCUGCUGUGUCUCUCACUGUCCUGCCGGUUGUGCAGGCAAUAUUUAACCUUUUAGUGCCUCAGUCAGCUGGCAAAGGGGAUUAUUCCGGGCCACUGUCACGCAGUGCCAUGCCUGGAAUAAAAGCCCAAGAGCUUCCAGGCCUGCAGACUGGACAGCACAGACUCCCAGUGUUUGUGUUUUUGUUAAUGAAAAGGCUAAAAAAGUUAUAAUCCACUGAAGUUUCUUCUAAUUCUUAAAUAAUCUUCAUUUGAUCGAGCGCGUGAUUCGUUGACCUCGCAUGCAGGCUUUCCUUAUGAAAUGUGUAAAAGGAGUUGCGGUAGGGAGAGCUUCGUAAAACCAAAACCGGGAAAACCGUGUAAAUGAGCUGAACUGGUAAUUCCCCGUGAACACAGGAGCUAGCGCUGGACUAAAGCAGCGACUAUGGCCUGACCACGUUAUCUCAUGGUCUAACUCGUUGAGACUCGCACAUCUUUUUUAACUCGUCAUGUGUUUGUAACGCUCUAAGCGCGUGGCUGGUGCUCGGACACGAAGCUGCUUUAAGAGUGAGUGGUAGCGUUUGGAAGCUGACUGGAAACCAGUAUAUUUACGUGUAGAAAGUACACUUGGGGGGUGGGGGGUGGGGUGUGUUUAAUUAUGAUUUUCAGCUUUCAGCCCGCAGCACAGAUAAUGAAAUUGUCGGCAAUGAAUUUGUACGUACUUUCACAAAGGAGCUCCCUUCCCGUUGUCUCCUUUGCUUCAAUACGCUGUCCGAUAAUAUUCUAAUGAGAGGAAUUUCAGAGUUGCGAAGGCUUUCUUUCAAACCGUAUCUGUUGGCUUGGGUAAAAAAAAAAAAACCCAAACCCUAGUUGAUACCAUAAAUACACAUCUUGACGUAGAUGGAUUUGUUAUUUUUGCACCAGAAACCCUAAUGGUUUGCAGUAUGAAGUGCACUUUUUCUUAAAAAAAAAAAAAAAAAAAAAAAUUGUAUUCAUGUCUGAUUCGUGUCUUACGUGAUGAAAGUGAUAUUCUGCCAAGCCUCCAAAGCUGAGGAUAUUGUUAAUUCUUCAUCGUAUGAAUCGAAACCUGAGAUCCGCUUCUGCUCAAUCGAUUUUAAGACGAAGUAGAGAAGAAAAUGCCUCCCCAUAGAUAGGAAUUAAACAUAGGAAAUGAAACUUUACACUGCCCUUAAAUAAAACUCUGUGCUACUUAAAUACACGUUCAGGUUUUCUAUUGCACCAGCUUCUUAAAUCGCAAAUGUUUACUUUGAUUAAACAGGGAGUGCCUUGUCCUGUGCUGGGCUCGCUUUUGGAAAGCAGAGUGAUGGCGAUGGGGACAGAUGAGCCCUUUGCACAUCAGGUGGGUGGGAAGACUGGGCUUUCGGCACUGGGAGAAACUGCUGACCUUGUUCGGUGUCCCCUUUAUCCGAGGAUGCUCUUCAGAAACUGCACUGAAUUGAGUUCUCGAGGUUUUCUGACACCCGCUUGGACCUGACGAAGGAAAAAAAAAA